Xiphophorus couchianus (Monterrey platyfish) is the source of this 3701-nucleotide messenger RNA. Its product is annotated as potassium voltage-gated channel subfamily F member 1-like. Gene Ontology annotation, molecular function: voltage-gated potassium channel activity. NCBI's taxonomy places the organism in Eukaryota, Metazoa, Chordata, Actinopteri, Cyprinodontiformes, Poeciliidae. Gene Ontology annotation, biological process: protein homooligomerization; potassium ion transmembrane transport; action potential. The record is from RefSeq and is a predicted model, not a curated record. Gene Ontology annotation, cellular component: membrane; voltage-gated potassium channel complex. Bases 272 to 1771 code for a protein of 499 amino acids. The transcript has a single exon.
UUGCUCUGACUUGACAACAGGCGCACUUCAAUGCCAACUUUUGCAGCGCGCACAGGCGCACUGUUCACUGCCAAACAAGGCUGCACGGAACUGACAGGACUUCAUGCUGCAGUCAGGUCGAAGAAAACAGAUUUUCUUUUUCAUAACUAAUAUACAUAUACAUAUCUAUUUAAUUUAGAGGAAUCUAGCGGCUACAUAAAGAGCGCCAGGGCGCCUGGUGACAUUUCUGUGGGCAUUUUAUUCAGUUUUGAAGCGGGCAAUCUUCGGAAUAAUGUGGGGAAUCCAGAGAAGUCGGUACGCGGACUGCAACGGCUCUGAAGCGAGUGAAGAGGCGGAGAUCGUGGUGAACAUCGGCGGAGUGAAACAGGUGUUGUAUGGCGACGUGUUGAAUCGGUUCCCGGAGACCCGACUGGCAGAGCUGGUGGACUGUUCUCUGAAGUCUCCCGAAGAGAUAUCCUCACUGUGUGACGAUUAUGACCCAGACACCGGGGAGUUUUAUUUUGACAGGGACCCUGAGGCAUUUAAGUGUAUAGUAGAGCUGUAUUAUUACGGAGAGGUACACAUGAAAAGGGGCAUCUGUCCGAUUUGUUUCAUGAAGGAGAUGGACUUCUGGAAAAUCGGCGCCGAUUUUUUGGAUGAAUGCUGCAAAAGCAACCUUAAAGAGGUUCAGGAUGAACUUGCAGAGAUCGCAGAGAGAGUGAGGACUAUCUUGGUGGACAGAGAGGGAGACCCGUCAGCUGGAGGCUGCCAGCGCUUCCAGGCGUCCCUUUGGAGGCUGAUGGAAAAGCCGGAGUCCUCAGUGCCUGCGCACGUCAUUGCCAUACUUUCUUUCAUCUUUAUCCUCGUCUCCUCUGUGGUGAUGUGCGUCGGGACAAUCCCCGAGCUUCAGGUGGAGGACUCCGAUGGCAACCUCACGGAGCACCCCACUCUGGAGGUCAUCGAGACGGUGUGCAUCGGUUGGUUCACCAUCGAAUACCUCCUGCGUCUGAUCUCAUCUCCAAACAAGAUCAAAUUCGUCCUGUCUUUCAUGAACAUCAUCGACUUCAUGGCGAUCAUGCCCUUCUACGUGGUGCUGAUUCUGACCUCCUUCGGCGCCGGAGUGAUGGAGCUGGCCAACGUGCAGCAGGCGGUGCAGGCUUUGCGCAUAAUGCGCAUUGCGCGCAUCUUCAAGCUGGCGCGCCAUUCAUCCGGUCUCCAGACGCUCACAUCUGCGCUGAAGAGCAGCCUGAAAGAGCUGGGUCUGCUCCUCAUGUACAUGGGGGUGGGGGUGUUCCUCUUCUCGGCGCUGGGCUACACUAUGGAGCAGAACCACCCGGACACGUUGUUUACCAGCAUCCCGCAGUCGUUCUGGUGGGCUGUGAUCACUAUGACUACUGUGGGCUACGGGGACGUGUACCCUAAGACCACUUUAGGCCGGUGUAACGCGGCCAUCAGUUUUCUGUGCGGGGUCAUCGCCAUAGCGCUGCCCAUACACCCCAUCAUUAACAACUUUGUGCUGUUUUACAACAAGCAACAGGUGCUGGAGACCGCAGCCAAGCAUGAGAUUGAACUGAUGGCGCUGCGCUCCACUGAAGGCGAACUGAGGGCUGCACCCGAGCACCGUGAACAUGUUUGCGGUAGCCGGGUUUGGGACACCUCCAUGAGCUCCUGUCACAGCGAUACGUUCCUACCUCUGCUGAAGGACACCAGGGGAGGGCCGAGUAUGCAAACCCCGAGCAUGGAGACUAGCUUUGAGAGCACAGCAGAGGCCUCAGAAUAUUUCAUCUCAUGAAUUUGGAAAAACUUGUCUUAUCUGAUAAGAAAAAGCAUCCACAAGAUGAUCUAAUCACUUUUUUAUUUGAAGUACUAUAUAUGUAUGGGAGAUUGGUUAAGGAUUUGAAAAUAUCCCCGCUCUCAAAAUAAGAUUAAACAGAAAAAUGCAUUAGCUUUGGACCUGAUUCACAGCGAACCCAGAUUUGCAUAUGGCCUCCACUUGAACACCCAUACAGGCAUCUUACUUCAGCCAACAUUUACAUAUGCUGCCCAAAUAGUUAGAAAAUUACCUGACAAUGGGGUCCCAGUAAGGACUGUAUGCAGGUCACAUUAGGCUCAAUGACUACAUUAUUUGCCACUGAGGGGUUCUGGCAGCUUUUUCUGUCCAGGCAGCAAAAAUUUCCAUAUGGAACCAAACGUGUAGGGAAAAGUAAUAUUUACUAGACCUUUUUAAAGUGAAUCUAUUUUUGCUGAGUGGUAUUGUUACAACAUUUGUUUUUAUGUUGGUAUGUUAUGAAGGUAACAUUGGAUCCAUUAUGCAUAUAUUAUAAGGGUAGGAAAUGGGCUGAAAAUAACCCCCACAUGUAUUUUACCACAGGUUGAAUAAUUGCCCCAUGUUAUUUGCCUAUACUUUGCCUAUUGCAGGGAAUCCAUGUUUCCUGAAAGGUUUUCCCUAUGUCAGCACCUUAUGCCAUGCUACCAUUUACAUAUGCGGCCCAAAAGGAUUGGAAAUAUUGAAGCUUUUGCUCAGUUGCAAUUGAUUCACUGUGAAAAGGAAAUUUAACUAUGUUCUUAUUUUUGCAUUUUUCAGUAAGUACCUAUUUGAAGAAGGUUUUUCUUCGAAAAGCCACUUUUCCCCAUUUAGGCAUCUGAUCAAAGUUAACAUUUACACAUAAUGCCAGUAAGACAUGGGGUUUAAAAUGGGCCUCAGCUGUGCUAAAUACCCCCAUGUCAUUUGCCUAUAUAUCAAUCCUUUCACAGAUAACAGUGGGUUUAUGUUUGUUCAGCUGUUCUAUUCCAGCAAUUAGUUUUUCUCUUUUAGUCAUCUCAUGAAUGCCAAUAUUUAAGAAAUGGGGGACAUUUUGGUAGGACAAGGGUUGAAAGCAGGCCCUACAUGGGCAGGUUGUAUGAAUGGAGGUUAUACUGUAUGUUAUCUGAUUAUACUUAUUUGAUACAACUCAAAUCCGGGUACAAAGAUUCCCCAUAUUCAUCUAUUUCAUCGAUUUUGAAUGUAUAUUCAUUAUACCCAAGUGAGACAUGAGGUUUGUCUAGUAAACCCAAGUUGGACCCAUACAUGAAGCACAUUGUGAGCUCACACCCACCUACUACAGUAGCCAUCAAGUCUGAGCAAAAUCCACAAACACAUACUGGUUGUGAUUUAACACUCCCAUACAACUAAAUUUCACUUAUACUGUAGAUUGGUCUGUAGCUUCUUUUUUUCAUGUGAGGCAGCUUGUUCAGGAGAAAAUUAAGAAAAGUCAAAUACCUUCAUGAUAACUGUAUAAGCAUAACAAAAAACAAAUCAGAUUGUACUGUGCUUGUGAUUUAAUUAUCUACAUUUCACUGGCGUUGCUGGAAGCAUAGAAUUGCAAACCCUCAAGGACUCUUAAAUGUUGUUUAUCACCCGUGAUUUACAUCAGCGUGAUUAUUGUUUUUAUGUCAGUGUAGGGUGAAAUCUGAUGAAAAAUGCGCAAGAGUUUUUGCAGCAGCUGCGUCAUUUGCCUGAUUUUUUGUUAAGCAGAUUUUAGGGGCUUUGAAUGUUCCUUUUUCUCCAGGGUUCGUUCCAAGUUGCCAUCUUUCUGCUGAUAAAAGAAGCAAAAAUCAGGAGGUGAAGAAAUCCCAAACCACAUGACUAUACUCCAACAAAAUCAUCAGUAAAAUGAAACAUGAAAAAAUGAGGAGCUGUGUGGAAUAUGUAUUUUAUUGUGAUUAAAGUUGAAUGCAGCAUU